Messenger RNA from Monomorium pharaonis (pharaoh ant), 2639 nucleotides. Its product is annotated as neuronal acetylcholine receptor subunit alpha-7. Gene Ontology annotation, molecular function: acetylcholine-gated monoatomic cation-selective channel activity; transmembrane signaling receptor activity. The transcript is spliced from 9 exons. Gene Ontology annotation, biological process: signal transduction; nervous system process; monoatomic ion transmembrane transport. The coding region runs from base 406 to 1875 and encodes 489 amino acids. Gene Ontology annotation, cellular component: synapse; postsynaptic membrane; neuron projection. Lineage: Eukaryota; Metazoa; Arthropoda; Insecta; Hymenoptera; Formicidae. The record is from RefSeq and is a predicted model, not a curated record.
AAGUGAUUUAAGUUUAUUCUCGAUAUGAUCGAUAAAAUAAUAUCAACAAUUCAUGUCUUUUGUGUUUCAAUCUUUCCUGUCGAUUUAAAAAUAAAAUAUACAUCUCUAUGUAAUCCGUGAUGCCGUUAUUUUGCCUUUUAUUAUCCGAACUGAGGAUCACGAACGGGAGAUCGAUUUCCACGUGUCAGCGUACUUUCGCGCGCUCGUUCGGAUUUUGCGUCCGGUGUGAACUCGUGUCCGCGUCGUGUUCUAGCAAACGCCUGCGCGAAUAUCCUUCGGGAACUCCGUGUUUUCUGGUAGGGGUAGCGCGGGAUUCAGGGGCGAAAUUGCACGGUGGUUGAAAACCGCCAUCGUGGACCAGUCGUACGUAGACAAUCACGCGAUCACGAGCCGGCCCUCAAUUCCAUGUCGCCGCCUCCUGUCCCGCUCCUGCGAUACGGACUCCUUCUGAUCAUUGCCUUCGGGAAUGGUAUUUGCGAUGAGCAUGAAUACAGACUGACAAAGCAUUUGUUAGACGGAUAUGACGCCGGAGUGAGGCCAGCUAAAAAUUCGUCCCAACCUCUGCUCGUGGUUUUUGGACUGUCUCUUCAUCAUAUUAUUGAUGUCGAUGAAAAGAACCAGAUACUUACGACCAACUGUUGGGUUACGCAGGUUUGGACCGAUCAUCACUUGAAAUGGAAUGUCUCGGAAUUCGCUGGAAUUCGAGUAAUCCGAGUUCCCUACAAUCGUGUCUGGCGACCUGACACGAUUUUGUACAACAAUGCGGACCCACAAUAUAGUUCAGCGGUCAUCAAUACAAACGUGAUCGUCAGUCACACGGGCGAGGUGGUCUGGCUGAGCCAUGGUAUCUUUCGCAGCAGCUGCGAUAUAAAUGUGGAAUUCUUUCCCUUUGACGAGCAACGAUGUGCCCUCAAAUGGGCCUCCUGGACGUAUGACGGGUACCAACUCGAGCUGGAGCGACAGAGCGAGCAGGGGGACGUAAGCAAUUAUCAGGCGAACGGCGAGUUCCAUCUUCUAGACUUCACCGCCCGGAGAAAUGUCGAGUACUACUCCUGCUGCGAGGAGCCGUACCCGGACAUCACUUACGAGAUACGUCUGCGACGACGUCCCAUGUUCUACGUCUUCAACCUGAUCUUGCCCUGCAUACUAAUCAACGGCGUCGCCUUGCUGGUGUUCUACGUGCCCUCCGAGUCAGGGGAAAAAGUCACCCUCGGCAUCUCGGCCCUUCUUUCCAUGACGGUAUUUCUGAUGACCAUUCGUGAAACUUUGCCGCCCACGGAGAAGACGCCGCUGAUAAGUCUUUACUAUGGCGUCAGCAUUUGCUUGGUGUCGUUUGCAUCUGGUUUGGCGGUCGUGACAUUGAAUUUACAUCACCGUGGUGUGCGGGGCAUACGCGUACCGAGGAUCGUGAGGUCGCUGGUCUUAGACAAAUUAGCCAGGAUAGUAUUUCUGAAUUUCCAAGAGGAGAAUAGAUCGGUAAAACGGAUGCACCAGGAGCCGGCGGAACAAUUCCCGAGAAGAAAGAACAAUUGUCCGUUGCACUGCAAGCCCGAACCGGAGCAGCACGUAUCCCCGAAAUAUGUAUCGAGAAAAGACGAUAGUCCCAGCUCUAGUCCCAGUCUAGAUCUCGGAAAAGAAGGCGGCCUUGAGGCGCAUUGGUCCCGGGUCCUGGGAAGAGUGCACGCGACCAUCGAGAGGAAUGAACGGCGCCUGGUUGAGCAGGACCGUCGAGAAAGGACAGAGUUAGACUGGAAACAGGUCGCUCUGGUCAGUGAUCGUGCCCUGUUGUGCGUUUUUUUUCUUACGACCGUCAUCAGCACAGCGGUGAUUUUAUGUGGCUCGCCUCCAACCCCGGAUGUGCCCAAAGAUGGGUAAUCCUUAACUACCGAUUCGACUAAUCGUUCAAUAGUUGACGAACAAUAUUUUCCGAAUAUCAUCGAUGAUUUUUAAUUCAGAUAAUUUUAUCUCACAGAUUAAAGAAAAAUAAUUUUACAAACACGUUGAUACAAAAAACAAACGAAUACUUUCCGUUCGUUUUAUUAUAUAAUAAAAUAUGUGUUCGCGUAAAAAAGAUUUUGAGAAAUUAAUGGAAAUUUCUUUUUCUAUUUGCUGGAAAAGAAAGAUUAUUUUGAGACUAAUCUAGUUUCAUUUUAUUCGCAUAUUUCUUGCACAGUAUUGAAAUUUAGAAAAAACGAAGUAUCUGUCUUUCGACCAAAGAUGAAUUUAAAGAAUGUAAAACUGCUAUAUAUUAGUUCUGAUAACAAAUUAAUUUUUUCUUUCAAAAUAAAAAUUGGUAUCUUUUUUGAGAAUUACAUAUGCAUUUCGAAAUUACAAUAUAAAUUCGCUUCUGCUUUCUCAACGUUUUCUUUUGAAUAAAGAAUUAAGAAUAAUUUCAAAAUAGGUAAAACUGUAAAUAUAUCCAUCAAAUUUGUCACGUAAAUUUAGCGACACAGUAAAUCUUUAACAGCUCAUUAAUAAAUAAGAUGUACUUAUCGAUAUAAAAAUGGACUUAGAAAUUAGUAUUCUAUAUAAUGAGAAUUCGUUAUCUGUAAAACAAUGAAUGUAUUGUCAAUACUGAAAUGUGCUUAAACAGGGUUAAAAGUAUAAUUUAAGACAUGACGGCAAUAAAUAAUGAAAUA